CAGCAGCAGCCACCGAAGCGCUUUCCCGGCGCCGGAGCUGCAGAGGCGCCGCCCGGCCGCCGAAGGGCUGCAGCUGCCUGGCCGGCUGGCGGCACCACCAUGAUCCGCGCCUUCUCCUUCCCGGCCAGCCCGGAGCGGAGCCGGCUGCGCGCCUGGCUCGAAGGCACCCUGGCCGGCUUGUGCGAGCUGCACUUGCUGCGGGACCGCCAGGAGCGGCGCGUCCGGCAGGCGCUGCGCAUCGCCGCCGAACCCUCCGCCGCCGCCAAGCCCGGCAGCGGCAGCAACAGCGAGCCCGGAGCCGCCGGGGAUCCUUCUCCGGAGGAGCAGCAGCUGGAUGCCCUUCCUGAGCUGAUGUGGGAAAUGGAAGAGCAGCUGGGUUUACUGCGACUGUACGGCAACGAGAAGACGUGUGGGGAGGCAGUUGAGACAGACAGCUGGCCUAGUUCAGGUUUCCACGAGGGUCAGCAGUCAGCCGUGGCCUCCGAUUCACCAGCUUCCGGGUUUGAAGAUUCUUCAUCCAGCAUCCCAUCGGCAUCCGGGUCCUAUUCCCGGAUCAGCCACCUAGAAUCCCGCCUUGGUUAUUCCAACGAGCGUCCCAAAUCUGUAGGGGAUGUAGCCAACAACAGCAAGGAGAGGACCCAACGGAGCACCAUGCCACGCUCCUUCUCAGCCCCCUACAACUCAUCCCAAGAGCAGUCUGCCGAGGCGCUACCCACCUGCUUCACCCCAGACCCUUUCUUGUACCCCAGUCCCCUGCAUGCGGUGGCCCUGCAGAGCCCCUUCUUCCAGAGCCCCUUGUAUGAGGACCCCGCCUUCUCCUCGGCUGCUUCCCGGGCCUUGUCCUAUCCGGAGGAUCCCGAUGGCAACUUGGAGGCCUACGGAAACGACUUCCAGCUCUACACAGAGGCGGCUUCGCAGGGCCAGCGGGUGGAGAGCUACAUCUCGCGCCUCCUCCGCCGCCGCAGCCAGCUGGUCAGAGGCAGCAAGCCCCGGACGAGCCUCGGCUUGGAACCACCGGCCAAGAGUGGCGUGGUGCGCCAGAGCAGCCUCUGCAAGCGACCCUCCGAGCUGCUCUCUCUGCAGGCUGACCGCAGGCAUCCUCCAGCCAUGGAGAGGGGCAGUAGCACUCCUUCGCCCUGCGGCCAUGAGGGGGGCACAGCUGUCACCACCACCCGUGUCUGGUCUUCGUGGGAUGCUGCAGCCGAGAGGACUUUGGCCGCCAAGAUGGUGGCGGAGGACUUCCAUCCGCCUCCAUCCAGUCUCCGGAAGCCCCCUAAGCUGCAGGCAUUGGCCCAAGGGAGGCCUCCUUCCAUAGACCACUACGACACUGUCUACCCCUCGUCCCCUCUGUUGGACAGGGAGGAUGGGUCCUCGCGGGGAAGUGGCCAGGAGCCAGUCUCCUACGAGUCGGAGGAAGGAGGCUGCCUGAUGGUGAAAGCCCAAUACAUCCCCGCUCAGCAGCCCCCCUGGGCCCAGCAGGCUCACCGGGCGGGCAGGAAGAAGCCCCCACCCCUGACCAAAGGCCGCUCGGUGGAACUGUCGCCCGAGCGGGUCCCUCUGCUGGUGAGGGAACGGCCACGGGUUGUGGCCCCUGCCAAGAAGUGCCGCUUUACAGAUGAGGGGAGCGAGGGGGCUGGGAGAAAGGGCGGAGGAAGGAAAAGUUCCCCCAAAUCCAAGAAGGCAGCCAGGUCUCAAUCGGAGAAUAGCCUCCUGAACAGGUCUAGGCUGAAAUACGGGACCAUGGACCGAGAGGAAUCGGCGCAGAAACAGUCCCGGCAACGUCGGUUGCAAGGGAACGCGGGCGGCGGCUACCGCAAAUGGAGCUCAACGGCCGAGAUCUCUCAAGAGGAGCUGUCUCCCGGGAGCACCAUGGAGCCACCCCGGGGCCAACAGGGGCCAGGCCCUGCAGGGUACACCUAUCCAGGCAGCGACUCUGAGUGUUCGGGCGAGCCAGCCAGGAGGGCCCCCGUGUGCCGCCUGGAGGAGGGCCUGGUUGGCGGAGACAGCGAGUCCAGCAUGAGCGACGGGGACUCGCCACCACCGUACAGCAGCGGCGCAUCCAGCGAUACGGACGAGAGUGGGGGUCUUGUGUGGCCGCAGCAGCUCUCCCCGCAGCUGGUGUCGGCAUCCGGCCCAGGAAAGGCUACCAGCGGGCAGCCCAAAGUCUUCGUCAAGAUCAAGGCCUCUCACGCACUCAAGAAGAAAAUUAUGCGCUUCCGAUCCGGCUCGCUCAAAGUCAUGACAACGGUGUAAGGGAGCAGAGUCAGUUCCCGCCACAUCCUGUCGGCUCCCCAACUUUCUGCAGGGGGCAGAAAGUUCCCCUUGAAUGUGUCUCAUCUUCCCUUUCAGCUGCCAGCAUCCAACUUGGUGCCAGACCAGGGACUGCUCAGCUUCACCUCUGAGCUGGAAGGAAAAACACUGGAAAAAACAAGGCUGCCUUGGAUGGAAGAAAGAUUUGGUCGUCUUUCUCUCCCCCGACUGGACGGAAACUGCUGAGCCUGGCACUUCCUGGCUGCCCCUCUUGCUAACUCCAUCCACUCUAAAAGGAGAGGUAUUUAUUAUGGCUUUCUUUUUCUUCCUUCCUUCCCUCCCUCCUUUCUUUCCUUCCUUCUUUCCUUCAUGCCUUCUUUCUUUUCCUUCUUUUUCUUCCUUCCUUCUUUUCCUUCCUUCCUUUCUUUCUUUCUUUCUUUUUCUUUUUUCUUCCUUCCUUCCUGCCUGCCUGCCUGCCUGCCUGCCUUUCCACCCACCUCCUCCUUUCUUUCUUUUUCUUUCUUUCUCCUUCCUUCCUUCCUUUCCUGCCUUCCUCCUUCCCUCUCUCCCUCGGUUCCUUCUUUCUCCCUCCUUUCUUCUUUCUUUCUUCUUUCUUCUUCCAGACUUCUUGGAGUCCACGUUUUUGUUUUAAAACUCUGAAAAUGGAGUCCACCCUGCGGAUCUUGUA
This is a messenger RNA of Ahaetulla prasina, 2938 nucleotides long. RefSeq names its product dishevelled binding antagonist of beta catenin 3 (gene DACT3). Gene Ontology annotation, cellular component: cytoplasm. The transcript has 4 exons. Bases 100 to 2253 code for a protein of 717 amino acids. Gene Ontology annotation, biological process: negative regulation of canonical Wnt signaling pathway. The record is from RefSeq and is a predicted model, not a curated record. NCBI's taxonomy places the organism in Eukaryota, Metazoa, Chordata, Lepidosauria, Squamata, Colubridae.